AGUGUCCUCAUUAGCAUGGUUCCGCCCCAGCCCGGACAGGCCGGGCACCUCCCUGGGUCCGGAGGCGGCGGCGGCGGCGGCGCGGUAGCGGCCGGGGACAUGAGUGGGGUGGCAGCAGCGGCAGCGGCCGGGGCGGUAUCCGGACAGGGGCGCGGAAGGGGCCGUCCAGGGGCGACCCCAGCGGUUACGGGCCCCCCGGGCGAGACGCACAAGUUGGUGGUCGUGGGAGGCGGCGGCGUGGGCAAGAGCGCGCUCACUAUCCAGUUCAUCCAGUCCUACUUCGUGUCUGACUAUGAUCCCACCAUCGAGGACUCCUACACCAAGCUGUGCGGUGUGGAUGGCAUCCCGGCUCGGCUGGACAUCCUGGACACGGCAGGGCAGGAAGAGUUCGGGGCCAUGAGGGAGCAGUACAUGCGGGCCGGCCAUGGCUUCCUGCUGGUCUACGCUAUCAACGACCGGCAGAGCUUUAACGAAGUGGGCAAGCUGCACACGCAGAUCCUGCGAGUCAAGGACAGAGACGACUUCCCCAUCGUGCUGGUGGGCAACAAGGCCGAUCUGGAGACCCAGAGACAGGUACCCCGUUCUGAAGCCUCGGCCUUCUGUGCCUCCCGCCACAUAGCCUAUUUCGAGGCCUCGGCCAAGCUGCGGCUCAACGUGGACGAAGCCUUUGAACAGCUGGUUCGGGCUGUUCGGAAGUACCAGGAGCAAGAGCUGCCCCCCAGCCCCCCGACGCCCCCCAGGAAGAAGGCUGGGAAUGGAGGCUGCCCCUGCCUCCUCCUCUGAGUCUUCCAUCGCAGGACAGCCUUUGGGAGAUGGCCCUCGGCUCUCCCCCUGGCGUGGAUGGGUGGAUGGAGCCUCCCUGUGGCGCCCCCUCCCCUCCACAUCCUGUUACACUACAGCCAUCAGGCCCCUGGCAUGGGGUCACCCAGUGCCUUCCUCACAGCGCUUACCUUCCCCUCCCUCCCCGCCGCUUGGACAGUCCCCAUCCCUCUGGUCUACACCCUGCUGCCCCCUCAAUAAACAUCACUGCCAAUACCA
Molecule: messenger RNA, 1038 nt
Organism: Monodelphis domestica (gray short-tailed opossum)
Lineage: Eukaryota; Metazoa; Chordata; Mammalia; Didelphimorphia; Didelphidae
Gene: RRAS
Product: RAS related
Biological process (GO): signal transduction
Cellular component (GO): membrane
Molecular function (GO): GTPase activity; GTP binding
Source: RefSeq, a predicted model, not a curated record